CUCACACAGGUUUGUGAGUUGAAAGCCAGUAGCAUCGGUGGAGGAGGACGAGUGUCUGUGUCAGAGAGGAACGUGUGUAGCCUAGGGUAACAAUUUAGAGGGCUUCAAGGAGCAGAGCCCCAUUGGAAACCACAAGAGUGUGCCUUCUGACGAGCAUAGAUCAUGUCCCGUAAGUACUUCUACUUCGACUACGACUACUAUGGGAUGAGCUUCUGUGAGGAAGAAAUCACGACUGAACCCGAGGAAAAGGUGGCCUACACAUCAAACAGUGGCGGCUUCGCCGAUGAAGUAACAGGCAUCCCGAAAGAGGGCCACCAGAGCUCUAUAGGCGAGCAUAGCUGUGUCAUGCCUAACACUCAGGACACUGGGCGAGAAGAGCCAGAGGAGACCAGUAAGGUGGCCGAGACCAGUGAGCAGUCGUUAUUCAGGAUUCCUCGGAAAGCAUACAGAUUUACACCUGGACAGCUGUGGGAACUGCAAGCAGUGUUCGUAGAAAAUCAGUAUCCAGAUGCCCUCAAAAGAAAAGAGCUGGCAGGGCUCCUGAAUGUGGAUGAACAGAAAAUAAAGGAUUGGUUCAACAAUAAGAGAGCUAAAUAUAGGAAGAUUCAGAGGGAAAUACUGGGGGGCAAGAACAUCACUCCUACCCAGGAAGAACUUCGCAUGAAGACUUUGGUGGAAUCCAAGAAAAUCAUCAUUUUCCAGGAGCAAGAGGGGGAUGGGCUUUUCUGGGAACACCAGAACAUUGACACCCAAAACAGCCCUCUCUCUCUUCUCUUCAGUUAGCAAUAAAGUACAGGAUUUUCCA
Messenger RNA from Mus musculus (house mouse), 805 nucleotides. RefSeq names its product reproductive homeobox 11 (gene Rhox11). Bases 163 to 783 code for a protein of 206 amino acids. Gene Ontology annotation, molecular function: DNA binding. Gene Ontology annotation, cellular component: nucleus. The record is from RefSeq and is marked validated. The transcript has 3 exons. Lineage: Eukaryota; Metazoa; Chordata; Mammalia; Rodentia; Muridae.